AUGUCAUUGCCAACUGAUUGUCCACAACGAAAUGAACGACGCGGUUGGAUGGGCGAUGCUGCACUCAGUAUUGAUGAAACACUCUACAAUUUCGAUUAUGUCAAUUUUUAUCUUAAUUUUCUCACUAUGAUUGCUGAUAAUCAAGGGUUUGAUGGAGCUGUAAGUGACACUGUACCGUUCACAGUGGGUUUAGUUCCUGCCGAUCCGAACUGGGGUACAGCCUAUGCAACCAUUACUUGGUACUUGUAUGAACAUACAGGUGAUAUCACGAUUAUCAAAAAAUAUUAUACAGGUAUUCAAGCGUGGAUCGAUUAUUUGACUGGUCAAUAUCAGAAAACUGGUCUAGCCAAUAUGUUCUAUCAUUUUGGUGAUUGGGCAGCAGCUCAACCGACAAAAAAUGGUUCUCUCGUGUCCUCUUAUGCAUAUAUGCACGAUGUGUACACAUUUAUUAACAUGAGUGAAAUCUUGAAUCACACUGAUAAUGUGCAAAGGUACAGACAAUUGUAUCAGCAGUUGGCUGAUGAAUUUCAUCGUGUCUUCUACAAUGCGACUGCGACAGGCUAUACAGAUGGGUGUCAAGCAGCAAAUACUCUUGCACUAGCCUUGUCCAAUGUUGUACCAGUAUCGAUACGUGCUACUGUGCUCAAUGCUCUCGUCACUAGUCUGAAUACGACUGGUCAUUUCUAUGGAGGUAUCGUCAGUGUAGCUCCAUUGUACCCACUUCUCUCGAGAGAAGGAUAUCAUGAUCUUGCCUUAAAACUCGCUCUGUCUACAUCAUAUCCAUCAUAUGGCUACAUGUUUCACAAUGAAAUCCAAAAUGCUACAACCACUUGGGAACAAUGGAAUACAUUGCCAACACAAGCACAAUCUUCUUUGAAUCAUCACAUGUUUAAUAGUAUUGGUGCAUGGUUUUAUCGAUAUCUGGUAGGCAUUGAAUUGAAUGCUCUCAAAACGAUCACUGUUCAUCCACGGAUGUCCUACGAUUUUGAUUUAUUGAAUCAUACUGAAGCAGAAUUGAUGACUAUUAAAGGAACAAUUCGAAUUAACUUUACUGUUGAUGAAAUUCGUAGUUUGAUGAGCAAAAGAAAGAAUAUUCGAAAUAUGUCCGUUAUUGCCUCUGUUAGCCAUGGAAAAUCAACAUUAACUGAUUUGCUUGUAUGCAAUGCUGGUAUUAUCCUGCCAGAGAAGGCUGAUGAAAUGCGUUUUACAAAUACACGAAAAGAUGAACAAGAACAAGCUAUUACAAUGAAAUCAAUAGCUACUUCACUUUAUUAUGAAUUGCCUGCUAAAGAUUUAGAAUCCAUUAAACAAGAACGCGAACUUAAUCUAUCUCAUUUUUUAAUUAAUUUUAUUGAUUCACCGGGUCAUGUUGAUUUUUCAUUGGAAGUUACUGCUGCUUUAUGUGUUACCGAUGGUGCUCUCGUUGUUGUUGAUUGCGUUUCAGGCGUCCGUUUACAAACUGAAACUGUCCUUCGUCAAGCUCUUACUGGACGUAUUAAACCAAUUUUAUUUAUAAAUAAGAUGGAUCGUGCUUUACUUGAAUUACAACUUCAACAAGAAGAUCUUUUUCAGACAUUUCAACGUAUUAUUGAAAAUGUCAAUGCUAUCAUUGCUACUUAUGGUGAUGAUAAUGGUUCAAUGGGUGAUUUACAAAUUGAUCCAACAAAAGGUACAGUUGGUUUUGGUUCUACUCUUCAUGGUUGGGCUUUUACAUUGAAAGAAUUUGCUGAUAUGUAUGCAUCAAAAUUUCAUAUUGAAACUGAUAAGUUAAUGAAACGAUUGUGGGGUAAUAAUUUCUUUUCAUCGACAGAAAAUAAAUGGUCAACAACUGAUGGAGAAGGUUAUAUUCGAGGUUUUUGUCAAUUUGUUCUUGAUCCUAUAUUCAAAGUUUUCAAAGCUAUUAUGAACUGUAGAAAAGACGAAUAUACAGAAUUACUUGAAAAAUUAAAUAUUAAAUUACAAGAAAAAGAUCGUAAUGAAUUAGAACAAGGUGGUAAAUCACUUUUAAAACUUGUUAUGAAACAAUGGUUACCAGCUGGUGAUGUUCUUCUCACAAUGAUUGCUAUACAUUUACCAUCCCCUGUUGUUGCACAAAAAUAUCGUCCACGAGAUGAUGAAGCAUUUUUGGGUAUUAAAGAAUGUGAUCCAAAUGGUCCAUUGAUGAUGUAUAUUUCAAAAAUGGUACCUACAUUGACUAGAGGUCGUUUCUAUGCUUUUGGUCGUGUCUUUUCGGGUUUUGUUAAGUCAAAUCAACCAGUUCGUAUUAUGGGUUCUAAUUAUGUACCAGGUAAAAAAGAAGAUCUGUAUGUUAAAAAUAUUCAACGAACAAUUCUUAUGAUGGGUCAUGAUAUUGUACCAAUUGAAGAUGUACCAUGUGGAAAUAUCUGUGGUCUUGUUGGUGUUGAUCAAUAUUUAGUUAAAACUGGUACAAUAACAACAUUUGAAAAUGCAUACAAUCUUCAAGCAAUGAAAUUUACUAUCACUCCUGUCGUAUGUGUUACUGUUGAACCAAAAAAUCCAGGCGAUUUACCAAAAUUAGUCGAAGGUUUGAAACAUUUAGCUAAAUCAGAUCUUAUGGUUCAAUGCACUGUUGAAGAAUCUGGUGAAUAUAUAGUGGCCGGUGCUGGUGAAUUACAUUUAGAACUUUGUUUAAAAGAUCUUGAAACAGAUCAUGCUUGUAUUCCAAUAAAAGUUUCUAAUCCAAUCGUAUCAUAUCGUGAAACUGUAUCUGAAGAAUCUGAAAUAAUGUGUCUAGCGAAAUCACCUAAUAAACAUAAUCGUAUCUACUUAAAAGCUCGACCUAUGCCUAAUGGUUUACCAGAAGAUAUUGAUAAAGGUGAAGUAACAUCAUGUCAAGAAAAUAAAGCACGUGCGCGUUAUUUAAAUGAAAAAUAUGAUUAUGAUAUAAAUGAAGCACGUAAAAUUUGGUGUUUUGGACCUGAAAGAACUGGACCAAAUCUUUUAGUUGAUUGUACUAAAGGUAUACAAUAUCUAAAUGAAAUAAAAGAUGGUUGUAUUAUUGGAUUUCAAUGGGCUACAAAAAUGGGUGUACUUGCUGAAGAAAAUGUUCGUGGUGUUCGUUUUGAUAUUCAUGAUGUUAUAUUCUAUAAUGAUGCUAUACAUCGUGCUAAUGGUCAAAUUAUUCCAGCAACUCGUCGUGUAAUUUAUGCAUCAAUGCUCACAGCUAAACCACGACUUGUAGAACCAAUUUAUUUAUGUGAAAUACAAUGUCUAGAAGUUGAUAUUGUUAGUAUUUAUGAUGUAUUAAAUCGUCGUCGUGGUUAUGUUUUUGAAGAAAAUCAUGUAGCUAGGACAUCAAUGUGUAUUGUUAAAGCUUAUUUACCAGUCAAUGAAUCAUUCGGUUUUACUGCUGAUCUUUGUUCAAAUACAGGUGAUCAAGUAUUUUCACAGCGUGUAUUUGAUCAUUGGCAAAUUAUAAAUCAAGAUCCAUUUGAUGAUUCAACUAAAGUUCGACAAAUUAUUAAUGAUAUUCGGAAACGUAAAGGAUUAAAAGAAGGUAUUCCACCAUUGGAUGAUUACUGUGACAAAUUAUGA
Rotaria sordida is the source of this 3555-nucleotide messenger RNA. The record is from the annotation of a GenBank genome assembly. NCBI's taxonomy places the organism in Eukaryota, Metazoa, Rotifera, Eurotatoria, Philodinida, Philodinidae.